AUGUCCAGCUCCAUGGAGCCCCGGCCGCUCACAUCGGCCUUCGAGAGCCCGACGUUCGACGAGGACAGCUCGAUCCAUGUAGGGCAGCCGGUCGGGUCCAUGUCUAUAUCGCCGUGUGGGCGCGAUGUGGUCCUGGCGUCCAAGGAGGGUCUCCAUGUCAUCGAUCUGGACUCACCUUACUCUCCACCGCGGUAUCUCCCUCACCAUACACCAUGGGAGGUCGCCGAUGUGCAGUGGUCGCCGUUCGCUUCACGCGACUCCUGGGUUGUGAGCACAUCCAACCAGAAAGCGCUGGUAUGGAACCUAGCCAUGAAGACCUGGCAGAACUCGAUCGAGUAUGUCCUGCAUGCUCACUCACGCGCAAUUACCGAUAUCAAUUGGUCGGCUUUCCAUCCGGAUAUCUUGGCGACCUGUGCGGUGGAUAGUUUCGUUCACUGCUGGGAUUUGCGCACGCCUUCGCGGCCUGCUAUCUCGUUCUCAGACUGGUUCACGGGCGCAACCCAAGUCAAAUGGAACCGGCAAGACCCCCACGUUAUUGCGAGUUCUCAUGACCGAUAUCUCCGAAUCUGGGAUGACCGCAUGGGUGCAUAUCCGAUCAAGUCCAUCGAAGCCCACGACACCAAGAUCUAUGGCGUGGACUGGAACCGUGUUCGACGCGGCGCCCUAGCAACAUGUUCGCUGGACAAGACGAUCAAGUUCUGGGACUAUACGUCCGAUACCGAUGUGCCGGAAAAACAGAUCCGCACACCAUUCCCUGUCUGGCGAGCUCGAAACACCCCUUUUGGAUGGGGUGUACUGGCAAUGCCACAGAGAGGUAACAGUGACCUUCUGCUUUACAGUCGGAGAGCUGCCGAGGGUAGCAGCCCUGACGACGAUAUUCCCUUGGUCCACAGCUUCCCCGGACAUAAGGGCCAAGUGAAGGAGUUCCUCUGGAGACCGCGAGGAGGCGUGGUGGAUGGGAUUGACAAUCGAGAGUUCCAACUCGUUACAUGGGGAACCGAUCACGAGCUCCGCCUGCAUCGUGUGGAUCCUGAAAUCCUGGAGCGUGUCGGAUAUCAGAAGGGGAAGUCAUUCAUAUCUACUCGAAACGUGACGCGCUUGGGCGCUGUCUACCGAAGCUUCAGGGAUGUGAACUCAGACCUAGAAGUAGAGGACCUCGAAUCCGCAUCCUCUGUUGGUCCUCAUACCGCGACCACUCCGUACCCAGGGCCCCCCGGUAUGAAUGCCAUCUCGGUCCCGCACGCUCGCGCCUGGACGCGGAGCAGCCAUGUCGAUACCCGGAUGGGCAUGCAGCCACGCUCAAAUCUCCGAGCCGACGCCAAUCCGAUUGCCUGGAUGCGCGGGGUAAAGAUCUCCGGCUGGGAUAUUGAGACUCUGGGAGACGAGAUCAGUCAUGUGGGCGAAAAGUUCAGCAAGGUUGCAUUUGAGUCGGUUGAUGUGCGACAGCGGAAAAUUUCGAUAUCGUUGAAUGGACCCUGGGGUACGGAUGGCACGUCUUUGUUCCUGAAGGUGGAUAUAAAGUUUCCCGUCAGCUAUCCCAAGACCGCUAUUCCCACUUUCUCUUUUCAGAAGACAGCGGCGGUGACAGACGAGCUCUCUAGGAGGGUCACAGCUGAAUUGCGCACUAUUGCGGAAACAUACAUGUCCAGGAAACGAGGAUGCUUGGAAGGCGCCGUUCGCUAUCUUCUGGGCGAGAGCAGUUUGGAAGAGAGCAUCGCUUGGAUUCUGGGCGAAACUGGCGAUAGUGUCAAAUCCCCUAUCAAUGGCGAAUUAGAGGAGGGCGAGUCCAGCGACGAAGACGAGGUUGGCAUGACACAAAGCCAAGAACUGGGGAUGAGCUCGGAGCUACUUCGACCGGUCAAUGCCAACGUUAUGGUACCCGUUGCUAAAGGGUGCGGUGCGCUGUGGGCCAAUGACGGACGUUUGGUCUGCUUUUUCCCACCGAAGAAGGAUAAGUCAACGGAGCUUUUCGACAACAUCGGAUUCAAAGAGAUGAGUCGACUGUCCAGGACAGACAAGGUAUUCGAAGGCUUCGGGCGUCUGCAGACGAGCUCCCCGGGCCCGCGCAUGACCGGUACAAUCACAAGCACAGAUGAUGGUGUCUCUGAUUACUCGGAUGAUUCCUAUUCCGAGACCUCCAGCUCAUCUGGCUCAUCUGAUAUGCUCCCAGGGCUACCGGCCCGCUUCCAAGCCCCCCAGACUUGGCGCAGUGCCGGUAGUAUCGGUAUCUAUAAACCACGGUCGACGGAUAAUUCUCAAAGGUCUACUGGCGGAGCUGGGACAGCCAAAUUCUCCGAUGCACCUCGCAAUGUGGUGUCUAUACAUGACCUGAGCGACUUGUUGCCAGUUAAGCGGGAACUCGCCAGCAAGUAUCGCAUCUGCGGCAAAGGGACAGAUGUCUGUGCCCACAAUGCCGCUGUUGCCUUGGAUGCUGGUUGCUACGAGCUGGCUCAGAUUUGGGGUCUUAUCAAAUUGAUCCUGCAUGUUCGAAGAAAACCCCCAUCUCCGCUCGACUCAAGGAUGGGGCGGAAGCGGACACAAGAGGGAAUCAACAGUAUGAACACUAGCCAGAUCACUGAGAAAGGAGAGCUCUACAAAGAACUUGCUGGCAGUGUGAUUCGAUGGGGAGACCACCCCAUGGGUAGUCAUUGGCUUGUGCCCGCUCUCUUUGACCAUUUUGAGCGCAUCGGUGAUGUGCAGAUGGUGGCAAUGCUUUCCUGCGUGCUCCUGGAAGCGAACCACGAGGGCCGGUCUGGGAAAAAGCAAGAAAACCGGCUCGAGGAGCGCGCAUUUUCUCUGGAGUUCCCGUUGGUUGCGUCGACGGUACCGAACAGCAAGUUGCAAGCAGCUACUCCCGCUUCGUCUGCCCCAAGGGAGCCUCAAAAUGUGCCCCCUCACACCUCAGGACAAUCAUCAAGCGAAACGUGGCGCGUCGACUCUACCCCUCCCUUUUCGACGGGUACUACACCUCCUUUGACUUCACGCCCGCGAGGCAUUGCUGCCGACCGCAAGGCUAUAAGCCACAAUGUCUCAAUCUCAGCGUCGCCUGAUCAGCAAUUCCAAGCACGGAGUGGAUCUGGAUUUGGAUCUGUGCUCGCUUCGUCAUUGUCUCGUUCAUUUACUUUUGGCCCGUCAUCGGCAUCGCCGCCGGCGACUCAUCUGAAUAAAAGGAAGCCAGCCUCGGGUGAGAGCCCGGGUGUGGUCUCGGCACAGCCGACGCAUUCGGAUACGGAGAGUGAUCGUCCCCCUCAGCCAGCGAAGCCUGCAGCUCGAUUCAAGGUUACCUUGAAGAAUCAAAAUGCAUUCGAUGGCGAUGACACUGCGCCUGAUUCCCUCCUUGACCGAGAUAAGGAAUGGCUGUACCGAUCUUACCGCGCUGCAUACGCCAAUUUACUAUCAAUAUGGGAGCUUCCGGUACAUCAGAGUGAAGUCCUGAAGAUUGGUGCAGUUGUUGAAGAUGUGGAUGAUCUGCACAUGAGCCAGUACUGGAACAGUCACAGUUCCAAGGCAGCACCCUCUCUUCCAGAAGGGACGCCGAGCGAUACCCCUUCAGGUCUGGAAGGCCUUGAUUUCCAGCGCCACUGCGCCAACUGCGGCCAUGCCCUGCAAUUGUCGAUUUUUGCUCCGCAGCCUGUUCCUGAAACCCCGUCCAAGCGGGCCCGCCAGAGGCAACCAGUAUCGCCUCGCUGCCCGAACUGUGAACCCCGGCAACCUCUCCCUACCAGACUUCCCUGCAUCAUCUGCGGCGAAGUAGUCGACGGCAUGCUGGUCCCGUGCCUUAGCUGCGGGCACGUGAGCUGCUUCUCCUGCCACCGCCUCUGGUUCCUCCGACCAAGCAACCGAAUUGACAGUCCAUUCGAUAUCCCCAAGGACACCAGUACCCUCCCAACGUGCCCGACUGGCUGCGGCUGCAGCUGCUCGGAGCACAUCACGGUCAAUGUGCCCAUGCCAGCAUGGGAGCCUCCGUCUCCCAGCACCAAACCAGAACCCCCCGGUAACACCCACCGGAGCGCGUCUUCCGAGAAAAGGCAUCGCCGUCGCCAGUCUGAACCGCCUUCCGGCCCUGACUCGAGCGGUCACAACACUCCCACCACGAAAGCGGGAGUCAGUCAGAAUGAAGAUGAUCUGGUCAUGUGGCAGGCGUCUUCGCCAUUUGCCUCUCUUGCGCGGGGCAUGGGCGGGGGACUGAGUCAGGGUCUGCGUGCAAAAGACGACCGGAAGAAGACUCGGUUAGUUGCGAUUGCUGUGCCUAAAGGCAAGGGUAAAUAA
Molecule: messenger RNA, 4269 nt
Organism: Penicillium canariense
Lineage: Eukaryota; Fungi; Ascomycota; Eurotiomycetes; Eurotiales; Aspergillaceae
Product: Mtc5p
Exons: 2
Coding region: 1-4269 (1422 amino acids)
Molecular function (GO): protein binding
Source: RefSeq, a predicted model, not a curated record